This is a messenger RNA of Paramecium tetraurelia, 798 nucleotides long. RefSeq lists its product as uncharacterized. Gene Ontology annotation, cellular component: cytoplasm. Gene Ontology annotation, molecular function: MAP kinase tyrosine/serine/threonine phosphatase activity; protein tyrosine/threonine phosphatase activity. Gene Ontology annotation, biological process: protein dephosphorylation; negative regulation of MAPK cascade. NCBI's taxonomy places the organism in Eukaryota, Ciliophora, Oligohymenophorea, Peniculida, Parameciidae. The transcript has 2 exons. The record is from RefSeq and is a predicted model, not a curated record.
AUGUUUAGAUUGUUUGAUUCCAAUUAUCAAUAGAUGAAUCAAAUUUUUGAAGAUAGUGGGAAUGUUCUCUGGCUUGGGGAUUUUACUGCAGCAUUAGACAGGACUCUUCUCGAUUCUAAAGGGAUUAAGACAGUGUUAACUGUUGCAACGGGCUUAGAUGUUUCUUAUAGAGAGGCUGGAAUAACUCAUAAGGUUUAUCAUAUCCUAGAUUCAGAAACUGCAAACAUAGGUAGAUUAUUUUCGGACACAAACACUUAAAUAACUGAAGGUUUGAAAAGAGGAUCAGUUUUAGUACAUUGUGCUGCUGGAGUCUCUAGGUCUGCUUCAGUGGUGAUAGCAUAUUUGAUGAAAACAAAAGGUUUAGGGUUUUCAGAGGCUUUUAACUUUGUCAAAAAGAGAAGAAGUGUCAUUUAGCCUAAUUAUGGAUUUAUUAAAUAAUUAAGAAAUUAUGAAAAAGAAGUCAAGAUAGUAAAAAAGGAACCACUUCAACUAAAGGUAAGUGAAAAUCCGUCAGAUGGAAAGGGUUGGCAAAUGAUGAAGAAUUAAGAGAAGAAGACAGCCGAUCUAAACAUAGUUGGCCAACAAGCUGUUCAAUAACGAUAACCAAGUGUAUUGGUUUAACCAAAAAUCACAACUUCAAAUUCUACAAGAGCUAAUUCUACUGUGAACUCGAAAAAGUUAUUUGAACCAUAGAAGACUUAUUAAGGACCAUAGAUUGUAACCUAUGCAAAAAAUAAUAAAUUAGUUCUAAAAAAUCAAUUUGCAAUGCCUGAGAUAAAAUAAAAAAAUUACAAGUGA